Molecule: messenger RNA, 1448 nt
Organism: Pristis pectinata (smalltooth sawfish)
Lineage: Eukaryota; Metazoa; Chordata; Chondrichthyes; Rhinopristiformes; Pristidae
Product: protein FAM162B-like
Exons: 4
Coding region: 12-512 (166 amino acids)
Source: RefSeq, a predicted model, not a curated record
UGAAGGUGAAGAUGAUUCGCGCCGCGUCAGGUCGGAUGAAAAUAAGUUCGAUUCUGUGCGGGCUGCACAGGACUAAACCAAUAGAUAGACGGGAUCCGCUCGCUAAAAGUACAGGGAGUCUAGGGAAGACUUUCGCUCAUGAUUUGCAGAUCAUGACUGUGAGAGGAGUUCGCACAGAAUUUACCCAGAAAGUUCCAGGACACAGGCCCACAAAAUUUGACAGAAUGAUUCUUCUCUGGUCUGGUCGUUUCAAGAACGAGGAGGACAUUCCUGCCAUAGUUUCAUUUCAAAUGCUGAAUGCAGCAAGAAACAGGGCUCGAAUAAAGACCUGCUACAUCAUGAUUGGUUUGACCAUUUUGGGCUGUUUUGCCAUGAUUGCAUCUGGAAAACAGGCUGCUAAACGGCACGAAUCACUUGCCAGCUGGAAUCGAGCAAAAAAGGCAAAAUGGAAAGAAGAAGCUCGACGUGAGCAGGAAGCUUCAAUGGCUAUUUCUGCUGCUAAAUCCAAAUAAUCUUGUAAAAAGAAACUGUAAAGCAGAUUGAAGUUCUUUCUCAAUUCCAAGGUAGAAACUGGCAGCAGAGGUGAUUAACUCAAAUUUAUAACCCAGAUCUAUAUACGCUAGCCAUAUUUAAUUACACUAUUGCAUUAUGCCCCAAAAAAUUCCUAAUCCACAGGAGCAAAUUACUUUUGAUAGUCAUUUUUUCCUUCCACGUAUGGUGUUAAAUUUAUCUACCCUCAACACUUGCAAAUCUUUAAAAGAACCCUUCACUAAUAUACUGUCCAUAAAUUGAAUGGUCUUUAACCAUGGGAGUAGACCAUGGACCUACCAGUUAAAAUUAUUUUUUAAGUCUAGAAAAAUCUAAGAAAAUAACAGUAGGAUUAAUUGAGAAUAAAUAAAGCAUAUGUAGAUAGUAACAACAAAUGCAAAUGCCAAGGAAAAACAAGUUUUCAUUGUAUAGCAAACCUUGCAAUUUGAGCACAUAACCUAUGAGGACAUAAUGAGCACACAGCCCUCAGGAAGGGAGUGCUCCGUAAUUAAGUCCUUUAAGGUGAGAUGUUAAAAAAUGACAGAAUUAAGGUGGUCCCAUGGUACCACUUAAAGAGCAAGAAAUUCCCCAUAUUCCAGUUAACAUUCCUUUCCUGAAUCACCAAAAGCAGAUCAACUGUUUAUUUUGUAUGUUGUUUGGGAGGUGUAUCCAAAUAAUUGGCUGUUUGUAUAAAGACUGCAUUUAAUUUGCCAUAUAGUCAAAAUAAUUGAUAGCCAAAGAAUUUGAUAGAGACAUUAUACAAGGGCUUUUCAGAGACUACAAGGUAGGCAACCUGUUGCAAAUGUAAGUUCAAUAGGAUCAGAAUUAAUCCCUUUUUUUUCCCAAAAAUAUAUGCAUUAGAAUUAGUGCUUAUAUCACAAGUCAAAAAUAAAUAUCUUUUGGCUUUUCCACACCUAAUU